CACACAUGAGUAUCACAAUUUUUAUUCCCCGUGCCAAAACACCCCCCACAAAGUAAUUAAAAGAUUUAAAACCUUCUCUCAGAUUUUCUCUCACUAAAAUAACUUUUCUGUUUUCUUCUGCGUUUCCAAACCUGAACUCUUUUUUUCUUGGAACUCCAUCACCGGCAGCCGGCAGGUCUUCGAUCUCCAGCACCGGCGAUCUCGGGCCAUCACAACAGGUCUUUGCUUUCAAUCUCUUUUCUCAAACGUUUAAACUUCAAUGGUUUUUUCUUAUUCUCAUUCAAUUACUUCUUCAUACGUAUACACUUGUUUAUAUAUAAAAGAGUUCGCUAACUAACUUCCUACGAUUAAGGAAGUACAACAGAAUAUUCUAACCUUUCUUAACAAGUUCUCUAAAAACAUAAUUAAUAUAAUCAAUUUCUUAACAAAGAUCGUUAUAAAGAUGGCCUUAGCUUGGGCAGGCAAGACAGCUAUGAAGUGGGUCUAAAUUAUGGGUUUGAAUUUGAUAAAAAGCUUGGAUUCUACUGUGGUUUUGUUGAUGUUUGGACCUCAGUGUUUUAGAUUGAACACGGGUCACUUCUCUGCUCGGCUCCAGAGAAUUAUACAUCAGAUUCAGGGGCUGCUUAUGAAGUACCCAUUUAUAGAUCCUGAAGAUGAGAGCAAAGAUGACAUUUUAAAAGAGCUUAGGUUGAAGUUUAAGUCUAUUUGUGCUACUUUAGGACUGACAUUGGUAUGCAAGGGAUACCCAAAAAUGUCUGAUGCUGAUGAUUAUUGACUUUUGGGAAUAACUAAUAAGUGAGAUUGGGAAGGCUAGUGGAGUAAUAAAAUGUUAAGACCUGUGCUUGCUUGUUGCAAGUUAUACAUAUCUGAAAGCCGCAACAAAGCUGCCCUUGUGUCUAUUGAACGAGCUGUCAAGCUUUUGUCUGGAGCUAGAAUUAUCAAUAAGUUUGAAGAUGAAACUUACAAUAGAGUUGGUUAUACUCUUGUUUCUAAGUUACCUCCAAAUUUUUCUUCGGGCGAUUGCUCUCUAAAAGAUGUUGCAUUUGCAAUGGUUAAAGCUGCUUUGAUAGCAGUUAAUUUCAAUAGUCACAGUGGAACCCAUCCUCGUCUAGGAGUUGUUGAUCACAUUUGCUUUCACCCAUUGGGUAUUGCUUCUAUGGAGCAAACGACUUAUAUUGCAAGGUCUUUGGCCAGAGAAGUUGGCACCAAGCUUGAAGUACCAACCUUUCUCUAUGGAGCGGCACAUGAAGAGGGACGCACUCUUGAUUCCAUUAGAAGAGGGCUUGGUUACUUUAGGCCCAACACUCGCGGAAAUAUUUGGGUUGGGGGGCCAAAUUCGCAGCAUUUACCUUUGUCCCCAGAUGAAGGGCCUAGUCAUGUUGAUCUAUCUAAGGGCGUUGUUGUUAUAGGGAGUACAAGAUGGGUGGAUAAUUACAAUGUCCCAAUCUUUUCAACAGAUUUUUCAGCUGUUCGUAGAAUUGCUAAACUCGUCAGCGAAAGAGGAGGUGGACUUCCGUCAGUGCAAGCUAUGGCGCUUGCUCACGGUGAGGGAACAAUCGAGGUAGCUUGCAAUUUGUUGGAACCGAGCAAGGUUGGAGGCGAUCAAGUUCAAAUUGAGGUUGAGCGUCUUGCAAAGGAAGAAGGUAUGGUUGCUGGAAAGGGUUACUUCACUGAUUUUUCUGAAGAAAAAAUCAUCAAUGCUUUCUUGGAUUAUAAAGAUUCAUCUAUUGACCAUUAACGUACUGAAUUGUGAAUAUCAUUGCCCUUGUAUUAAUUAUACAUUCAUGAAUUAUGGAAAAUUUAUGGAGAUGCUGUAUUUUUUGUUGCAUCUUGCUCUUAUAAUAAUCACAUGAUGUAAUUAGACUAUGCGUUACUAGCUGUAAUAUACUCUAUUGCCUGGAAAUUAGGUUACUGAGCAGGGUAGAAA
Messenger RNA from Amaranthus tricolor (Joseph's coat), 1927 nucleotides. RefSeq lists its product as uncharacterized. Lineage: Eukaryota; Viridiplantae; Streptophyta; Magnoliopsida; Caryophyllales; Amaranthaceae. Gene Ontology annotation, molecular function: transferase activity; folic acid binding. Bases 827 to 1738 code for a protein of 303 amino acids. The record is from RefSeq and is a predicted model, not a curated record. The transcript has 3 exons.